Messenger RNA from Rotaria sp. Silwood2, 1779 nucleotides. The record is from the annotation of a GenBank genome assembly. Lineage: Eukaryota; Metazoa; Rotifera; Eurotatoria; Philodinida; Philodinidae.
AUGGCAAGUGGUAAUUUGACAAAUUCUAUUCAUUCACAAGUAGAAAUUCCAAUUUCAACGACUGACAUUCGAAGAAAUAAAUUUGAAAAGAAAAUUGUUGAAAAUUUUAUACUUAUUUGGUUGGAUAAAAAUAUAUAUGAAACAUUCGAACAAUAUGAAAAUCCACUUCAACUAUUUCAAUCAUUCGUUAAUACAAUAAAAUUAUUUUCUAAUCCAGAUGAAUUUUACAGAUUUGUUCAAGAUAUUAAAGAUGAAAAGCUAUUUAUAAUUACAUCAGGUAGUCUUGGUGAAAAGAUUAUUUCUCAAAUAGAAAGUCAAACGUAUAUUUAUGAAAUUUAUGUUUAUUGUAAUGAUAGAGAAUAUCAUGAAAAAUGGGCAAAAGAUGUUCGAAAAGUAAAAGGAGUUUAUACGGAUCUUCGAUCGAUUCGAGACGCAUUUCGACGAGAUAUACGUCAAACAACUAAUGAUUUAAUACCUAUUAGUAUUCUUCCAACUGUAAAUUCAACUGAAUUAGAACAAUUAUUUACUUGUUCAUUAUUAUUAAAAGAGAUUUCGAUUCAUAGUGAAUCUAACGAACAAAAGAAAAGAGAUUUUAUUGAAUAUUCUCGUUUUCAUUAUGAUGAAAAUUUUACACAAUUAAAUAUUAUCAAUCAAUUUCAAAAUAAUACUUAUAAUCAAAUAUCACCUAUUGAAUGGUAUACUAGAGAAUGUUUUAUUUAUUCGAUGAUAAAUAGAACAUUAAGAUUAUAUGAUAUUGAAAUUCUAAAUAAAAUUUCUUUUUUUAUUCGAGAUUUACAUGAACAAAUUAAAGAUUUACAUAUGAAAACUAGUAAUAAUACAAAAUUAAUUGUCUAUUAUGGACAAGAAAUUUCAAAUGAACAAUUUAAUAAAUUAUAUAUAAAUAUUAAUAGUUUAAUAUCUUUUAAUAAUUUUUUAUUAACAACAAUCGAUAAAGAAUCUUCAUUUUAUUUUGCAAAACAAUCAGAAAAUGAGUCUAAUUUAGUAUUCAUAUUAUUUCAAAUAGAAAUUGAUCGUUCAAAAACAUCUUUUCCAUUUGUAAUAUUAGAUGAAUUAGAUUAUUAUCAUGAUACAGAACAACAUAUUCUUUUUUCAUUAAAUCCAAUAUUUCAAAUUAUUAAAAUUGAACAUAUAGAAGAUAAAUUAUGGCAAAUUAAUUUAAUUUUAAUAGAUCAUACUGAUAAUAAAUUAAAAGAUCUCAAUUGUACAGUACAAAAAAAAUGUGAAAAAUCAAAAGGAUUUUAUUCAUUAGGUCAGAUAAUAUUUGAAAUGAAUGAUUUAAUUAAAGCAAAAUAUAUAUUUGAAAUCUUACUUCAAAAUACAAUUGAUAAUAAUCGAAAACAACUAUUUGAUAUUCAUCGUAUGCUUGGACGUAUCAAUCAAAAAUUGAAAAAUUUUCCAAAUGCACUUUAUCAUUAUUAUGAAUGUAUGAAUAUUCAAUCGUCUUAUUCUUCAUCGAAAGAUUUUUUACUUUCACCAACUUUUGCUGCUAUUGGUGCAAUUCUAGAAAAAUUAGGUGAUCAUAAUGAAGCUAUGAAAUAUCUUCAGUAUGCUGUAGAUAAUAGUCAUCAAAUCACUAAUAUUGAUUCAUCAAUUACGGCAAUAUUUUAUAUCAAUAUUGGUCGAAUCUUCUAUAAACAAAAGCAAAAUCUUGAAGCACGGAAAUAUUUUGAACUUGCAUUGAAAUUUCAACAAAGUGCUCGUAUACAUGAUGAUAAUUUACUAGCAGAAAUAAAUCACUAUUUAGCGAAAUUAUCUUAG